Molecule: messenger RNA, 763 nt
Organism: Gekko japonicus
Lineage: Eukaryota; Metazoa; Chordata; Lepidosauria; Squamata; Gekkonidae
Gene: ARHGEF10
Product: Rho guanine nucleotide exchange factor 10
Exons: 7
Coding region: 119-763 (214 amino acids)
Source: RefSeq, a predicted model, not a curated record
GUAAGCCUUUAAUAUUUUUAAAGGCGAAUGAAAAACAUCUUGCAGAGUGGUUACGAGUCAUUUUUGCUAUAAAGGGGGAUUUAUUGUGCUUAAAACUUUUGGUAAAGGACGUGUUACUAUGGAUAUGGAAGGAUUUCCUCCCCCACCACCCACUGAAGUUUUAGAAAAUGAAUUAACAGCCAGUGCUACCAAUGAAGAAGAGGAGGAAGGAGAACAGUUUGAUUUCGAUAGUGGGGAUGAAAUACCAGAAGCUGACAGACAAACCAUUUUGCCAUCUAUUUAUGGUUCUAGGAUUAAUGCUGAUCAAGAACAGCUGAAUUCUUCAGGGAUUGUAGAAAAUGUAGCUGGAACUGAGAAAAUGCAGAGAGCUGAAGCCAAUUCAGAGGGGGCUCUACCAAGGGUAAACCCUUACUCUGUCAUAACCAUUUCACCAGUGGAAGAAAAGGAGCCAUCAUUGUCACCAGAGCCAAGUCCACAAGAUGGAAGUAUAAGCCCUAGUCUGUCAGGCGGAUAUUCUGUUCCUGUACCCUGUGGCUAUGCUGUACCUUCAAAUAUACCACUGAUUUUGCCAGCAUACUCCAGUCCUGUUAUAAUACGCAGCAUAUCUUUGGAUGAAGAAGCAAAUGUUCAGGCAGUAGCUGAAGACUGUCAUUCUAAUUCUCAGAGUUCUGAGGAUCCACAGAACAGUGAAGAUAAUCAGGGGAAUAAAGAUGACAAUACCUUAGUCAAUCCUCCCAAAACUGAGUGGAUGGAGAGCAAGUAA